This is a messenger RNA of Hymenoscyphus albidus, 1098 nucleotides long. Lineage: Eukaryota; Fungi; Ascomycota; Leotiomycetes; Helotiales; Helotiaceae. The record is from the annotation of a GenBank genome assembly.
AUGGAAAUCGACGAUUGUCCAUUAGCCCCACAGGAAGGCCGUUUUGAUUACAGACACAGCAUCAGAGGCACUUAUUACACCUCCUUCCUCAACUCCCGUCCCCCACUCAUCACCCGCGUGUGUCGCGAAUCCCGCAGUGUGGCAUAUGAGAACGGCUCCAUCAUCACUUCGAAAAACGGACCUACUCGAAUACCCGGAUACGACAAUUCUCUUGGGAACAUGUGGUUUUGUCCGGAGACUGAUAUCGUGCACAUGAACUACAAUGCGCGGCGUGAAGUUGAAGAGGGACGCAGGUCUCCGGAUCCCAUUCCUUAUUUGAUUGAGAUGGCGGAGAGGGGGGUUGGUGCAUGUAUUACCGCUGACUUUUUGUAUCCUUUUGCAAAGGGAGGACUGUGGCCUGCCUGUUCGACUUUUGAGCAGUUGGCCAAACUGGAGGCGAGGAGGGAAUGGCUUGUCGUGUUAAAGAUGGAUAAUUUGCAUCUGAGAGAAGAGGCUGUUACAAAGAGUGGGAUUUUUGGAUUUCUUGGGGAUGAGAAGAUUGUGCUCGUGGACGCGGACGAUGAGGAGAAGCUCGAACGACUUCAUGAGCUUUGGGAGAAAGCUAGAGAAUACGAAUGUGAUCCGACGGAUUUCGAUUCAUGGCCUCCUUAUCAGGGCGGGGUUGAGCGGUGGAAGUAUAAAGUACAGUCUCACUGGAUUCGCAACUUCGCGAUUCCACAGUUCUAUAAGAAAGGAGGUGCGGGACAGCCUCAGACCUUAAAAGAUGAGAUUAGAAGAGAUCCUCGCACGUAUGCUGAGGGGGCAGAGUUUUGGGGAGACGGCUAUGAUUUAGAUGAGAUGCUGGAUGACAUGUUCUUUGAGGAGGAGCAUCCUUUUGUCAAGCGCGUCCUUGCGGAGAAGCCAAUUUUUAAACCGGUGAUUAUGCUUCGUUGUUGUGAGGAGUGUUACCGUAUUACUGAUAGCGAUGAAAUUUCCCAAGUCUCGGAGGGUACGUCGAAUCGGUCGAACGAACAUGAUACGGAAACAUCGCCCCAAGACGGAGAAGAGUCCUCUGAUGAAUCUGACUCAAGCACUGAUUCCUCAGGAUCCAGUGAUUAA